Messenger RNA from Erigeron canadensis, 2241 nucleotides. RefSeq names its product probable inactive receptor kinase At1g48480. The coding region runs from base 255 to 2072 and encodes 605 amino acids. The record is from RefSeq and is a predicted model, not a curated record. The transcript has 2 exons. Gene Ontology annotation, molecular function: ATP binding; protein binding; protein kinase activity. Lineage: Eukaryota; Viridiplantae; Streptophyta; Magnoliopsida; Asterales; Asteraceae. Gene Ontology annotation, biological process: protein phosphorylation.
UCUCUCUUUCAAACAAGAAACAAUCAACAUUUAAGUCAAUGGUCAACCUACCCGCAAUUGCCCAUUUCCAUAUCUCCAUGCAGCGUUCUCUUUACGGUGAACAACCAACUAGAAACACAACAAACAUUAAAACCACAACCAUCAUAUUUUGAUAAUAAAUUUUUAUAUACAACUUUCAUUACAAAAACAAAAAUAGAAACCAUCAUACUUUGUGUGUAUAAAUUUAAAUUAUUCAAUUCCAAUUUACUCUUUCAAUGAAACAUAUCAAUCUCCUCACAUCUAUCAUACUUUGUUUCCUUUGCUCAUUCAUUUUACAAUGGAAUUUUGCUUAUUCUAACCUGGCGGCCGACAGGGCCGCCUUGAUUAAAUUUAGCUCUGCCGUACGAGGCAGCACAUUCCGUUGGAAUGUUACCAGCCCAUCCCCAUGUAAUUGGACCGGGGUGACGUGUGACAACGUCACAAACCGUGUCACUGAACUCCGGCUCCCUGGGGACGGACUAUCCGGAGAAAUCCCAUUAAACUCUAUAGGAAACUUAACCCAACUUCAAACGCUUAGCCUCAGGAAUAACCGACUCUCCGGAGCAAUCCCAUCAGACCUAGAGCAAUGUUCCGAUCUCCGGUAUCUUUUCUUAACUAACAAUCAAUUUUCUGGCGAAAUUCCGGCAAGUUUUUAUAGGUUGUCUAGUUUAAUCCGGUUAGAUAUAUCUAGCAAUAGUUUUUCCGGUGAAAUCAAUCCUAGUUUUAGUAAUCUAACACGUCUAACACAUCUUUAUCUAGAAGAAAAUCAAUUCACAGGACAAAUUCCUGAUAUAAGCAAUAAUUUAUUGGAAUUCAACGUUUCAAGAAACCGGUUAAACGGAAGCAUACCAGCCGGGUUUGAAAGAUUUCCGGUCAAUUCAUUCAACGACAACAAUUUAUGUGGACCCCCUUUAGCUUCUUGUCCAAAUGAAUCCGAAAGUAGUAAACUUUCUGGUGGGGCUAUAGCUGGAAUAGCAAUCGGGUCAGCUUUCGGGUCGGUUUUGAUCAUUGCAAUCAUAUUUUUUAUAUUAAGAAAGUGUAACAAAUCAAGAAACUCAAGACAGGCAGUUCAGGAUGUAGCAUCAACAAUACCGGCAUCACCCGAAAAGCCACCAGAAUAUAAUUUCAGGAGCCCGGAUCAUAUAAUGGCAAGUGAGAAUACCGGGUCAGAGGAUUCGGGUCGGGUCGAAAAUAAUAAUGAUGAGUUGACAUUUUUUGAAGAGGGUGGUUUCUUGUUGGACGACUUGUUAAGAGCUUCUGCUGAGGUGUUAGGGAAAGGGAUUGUUGGUACCACAUAUAAGGCAUAUUUGGACCAAGGUGGUGUUGUCAUUGUUAAGAGGCUAAAAAAUGUGUGUGUUACUAAAAAGGAUUUUACAAAGAGAAUUAUGGUACUUGGAGAUUUGUAUCAUGAGAAUUUGUUGCCUAUUAAAGGUUACUAUUUUGGGAAAGAAGAAAAGCUUCUUGUGUUUGAUUUCAUGCCCAUUGGAAGCUUGUCUUCAAUUUUACAUGGGAACAUGGAAGAAAAAUCUCAGUUGACAUUGGAGAUUAGAAGUAAAAUUGCUUUUGAAGUUGCUAGUGGACUUCAACACCUACAUUCUAAAAAUCUUUCUCAUGGCAACAUCAAAUCAAACAACAUUCUUCUUACACACGGGUUUCAAGCAUCCUUAUCAGAGGCCGGGUUGAUCCAACUUGUGUCAUCUUCGACUCCAAGUUUAUCUGGAUAUCGUGCACCUGAGUUGAUUGACACACGUGUAGCAUCUAAGGACGCAGAUGUGUAUAGCUUUGGGAUAUUGAUUCUUGAACUGCUAACGGGUAAGGAUCCUACUGCAUUGUUGAAUGAGGAAGGGACUGAUCUUCCUUCAUGGGUCCAGUCCGUGGACGAGUCUAGGUGGACCAACGAUGUAUUUGAUGUGAAUUUGGUAUAUAGCAAGGACAAUGUGGAGAUGGUCACCAGAUUAUUGCAUCUUGGCAUUCGCUGUGCGUCUCAAGUUCCACGUAGACGAGGUUCUAUAACGGAAUUGGUGAAACAAAUAAGGAAAAUAUGCAAGUUUUGAUUCUCUUGCACUUCUUCUAAUGUUUGUACAAGAUUUGCAAUUUUUUAGAUGUAUAUCUCUGUUGAAGAUUGGUAAAUUGGAUGAAAGAAAGAUGAUUUUUUUGUUGUUAAUGUAAAAAGAAAAAUUCAUGGAUCAAAAAUUUGCAUUUUAAUUGUACACUUUUUCCCUA